Penicillium angulare is the source of this 786-nucleotide messenger RNA. RefSeq lists its product as uncharacterized. The coding region runs from base 1 to 786 and encodes 261 amino acids. The transcript has a single exon. NCBI's taxonomy places the organism in Eukaryota, Fungi, Ascomycota, Eurotiomycetes, Eurotiales, Aspergillaceae. The record is from RefSeq and is a predicted model, not a curated record.
AUGCCAUUGGUCCUCUAUUCACGACUACAACUCAUCGUCUCGGAGAAACUUCUCAUGCGCUACAUCCUCUUCAUGAUAAUCAUAAACGCCAUCAUCCUACAUAUUCCAAUGACCAUUCUCUUCUUCGGCGUGAACCAAGGCAUCACACGACUGGACCGCGCAGCAAACAUCUAUGACAGGAUCCAGGUUACAGGGUUGUUCCUACAAGAUUUUGUCAUCUCCGCGUUCUACAUUUACGAAGCACGUCGCGCCCUCCAACCGGUACUAGAAGUGCGCGGGCGCGAAGGUCGAAAAGUGAUCAUUCACCUGAUAGUAGUGAAUGUGAUUGUCGUGAUAUUGAACAUUCUCGUCAUAAUAUUGGAAUUCAAAGCCCACUACCUCGAAGUCAGUUUCAAAACAGCGGUAUACAGUAUUAAGCUGAAACUGGAACUCGCCAUUCUCACACGCCUGCGCUUGUUAACGCGCACAGUACCCUGUGCCUGUACCGACCAGCCCAAUACACCACGACGUUCAAGCGACAUCAACGUCUUUGAUAUGGCACUGGCGAGAUCACGUACGCGACCUGAUAUCGAGUCUCCCUCUCUUUUUCUGGGUGCGUCUCCAUCCCCACGACGCCUUUCGUUUCGUGGAAGUACACACAAAUCUCAUCAGGCAUUUCGGGAAACCACCUCGACCGAGAAUAUGAUUUCACCUGUUAAUAUAUGUGGGAUUGUUGACACCCCCGGCGAGAAGACUGGAAACCGUCCCAGGAUUGGCUCAGCGGACACCGGUCUACUGUUGAGAUAG